This is a messenger RNA of Babesia sp. Xinjiang, 1362 nucleotides long. RefSeq names its product Ubiquilin-4. Gene Ontology annotation, biological process: ubiquitin-dependent protein catabolic process. The record is from RefSeq and is a predicted model, not a curated record. The coding region runs from base 1 to 1362 and encodes 453 amino acids. Gene Ontology annotation, molecular function: polyubiquitin modification-dependent protein binding. Gene Ontology annotation, cellular component: cytosol. The transcript has a single exon. NCBI's taxonomy places the organism in Eukaryota, Apicomplexa, Aconoidasida, Piroplasmida, Babesiidae.
AUGGCUGACCAAUCUCAAGACGAGUUGGCCAAGGGCCACGGUGGCGGCAAAAGCAACGCUGGUAAGAAUACCAUCGAUGAGCAGGUUGAUAAAUCGUCUACUAAACGGAGUUGUAAGAGUGUGGAUGUUAUCGAGAAUGUGUUAGUUAAUAGUAACAAGGAUUGUGACGAGAUACAAGUCGAUUCCUUAGGCGAUUCCCUUUCACCUGAAGUUGUUCCAUUGGAUGAAAAUGGGCCCAAAGCGGCAGAAAUAACUACAUCAGUAUCGGCUGAAGAAUCAUCAGUUUCAACUGACUCUUUGCCUCAGGGUUCGAAUACUUCCGGUCCCAUGACUAGGUCCAAGGCAUCGGGGAGUAGGCACGAUUAUGAGCGUACCGCUGGUUCGGUGAUAUCCCAUUUUACUCGCCGCCUUGUUACUGAUACUGCUAAUAUUGACGUGGAUCAGCUUGUGGAGUCUAUGGAGGCAAAUCAAUCUGCUCCUCCUAGUGAGGAGGAUGCUGAUGAGCGUAUGCGUAUGAAUGAGACUAACCGUAUGCUUCGUGAAUUAACGUCAGAUUCAGAAUUGAUGAGCCAGGUGAUGCGUGCUGCUACUAACCCUGAGAUGGCUAAAGAGCUUGCUCGUCAGGCUGAUACCGCUUGGCGUAACAUCGAGGCAUUGCCUGGAGGUUUUCGUGCACUUUGUCAGAUGCAUCGCAAUAUACAGCAGCCUUUAUGGCACGCUAUGAUGGACGAGAAUCGCCGUGGCUCAGUAUCUAAGAACUACGAGAAAGCUGUGACACCAAAACCCACCCAAAAGUUGACGGUUGAAACAUUUCCUAAUCCAUGGGCUACACCUCCGUCCAUGUUCUCACCUUCGCCUAAUUUCGGAUUAAAUGACGGCAUUUUAUCUGCCCCAAUGAGCGGUCUCGGCAAUUUGCUGUCAGCAAUACCUGCAUCUUCAAGCCAAAAUUCUUCAGGGAACAAUUCUCCUGGCAACCUCAACCUGAUGAGCGCCUUGCAGCCAUAUCUUGCAGGCCUUAUGCGUAACCCUUCAAAUUCAUCAAGAUCAGCUAGCUCUGCAGUCGGUACUUCCAACGACCCCCAAAGUGUUACACCUGAAAGUUCGUCCACCGAAGAGAGUCACCCUACUGUAACGGCGUCUUCAUCAACGGAGCCUAUACCGGCUGAGGCGGCUGACCUGUCGUCUGCUACUAGUGAGGUAAAGUAUGCUAAGGAGUUGGAGCAGAUGCUUGAAAUGGGUAUCGAGGACCGAGAGCUGUGUCUGACAGUGCUUGAAGCAUCUGAUGGUGACAUAUUUGCGGCUAUAGAUUUGUUACAGAGCCUUCGAGAGGCUGACGGUACGGAGCCGCGUGAGGAUGCUUAG